UUCGUUAAAUUUUUUUGAGCUGGUCACUGCCUUUUUAUACUGUCAAAAAACCAUUCUAAUUUCCGGUCUUUUUACUCCUCCGUGGCAUGGCGGAUGGUCUUUACCGCCGCCUAUAGUGUUUUUUGGAGGAAUAACUUCGCUAAAAUAGCGAAAUGAGUCUAUCAGUCGCCCGACCUCUCGUGUCGGUUUACACGGAGAAGAGCGAGGCAGUCGCUGGCGCCUCCCUCCCUCUCCCGUUCGUCUUCAAGGCCCCCAUCAGGCCUGAUCUCGUCAACGAUGUACAUGUCUCCAUGUCCAAGAAUGCUAGACAGCCCUACUCUGUCAGCAAGGAGGCCGGUCACCAAACCAGUGCCGAGUCCUGGGGUACCGGUCGUGCCGUAGCGCGUAUCCCUCGUGUACGUGGUGGUGGUACCCACAGGUCCGGUCAGGGUGCCUUCGGUAACAUGUGCCGUGGAGGACGCAUGUUCGCGCCCACCAAGCCAUGGCGCCGCUGGCAUCGUCGCGUCAAUCUGCGUCAGAGGCGCGCCGCUGUCGCCGCUGCCGUCGCCGCUAGCGGCGUGCCCGCUCUUGUGCAGGCUAGAGGUCACAUCAUCGAGAAAGUACCCGAGCUGCCCCUCGUGGUCUCCGACAAGGUCCAGGAGAUCAACAAGACCAAACAGGCAGUCAUCUUCCUGAGACGCAUCAAGGCCUGGUCUGAUGUGCUCAAGGUGUACAAAUCUCAGCGCCUUCGCGCCGGUAAGGGUAAGAUGCGCAACCGUCGUCGCGUGCAGCGCAAGGGACCUCUCAUCAUCUACCAUAAGGACCAGGGCCUGACCCGCGCCUUCCGCAACAUUCCCGGCGUCGAGAUGCUGAAUGUGGACAAGUUGAACCUCCUCAAGCUGGCGCCCGGUGGCCAUCUCGGCCGCUUCUGCAUCUGGACCCAGUCUGCCUUCGAUAGGCUUGAUUCCCUGUUCGGUUCCUGGAAGACGCCCUCGAAGGAGAAGAAGAACUUCAACCUCCCUCAGCCUAAGAUGGCCAACACCGACCUCAGCCGUCUGCUCAAGUCUGAUGAGAUCAGGAAGGUGCUGCGCGCGCCCAACAAGCGUGUAGUCAGAGCGACCAGGAAGUUGAACCCGUUGAACAACACCAAGGCUAUGCUGAGGUUGAACCCGUACUCGGCUGUGCUGAGGAGGAAGGCCGUUCUUGACCAGGAUAGGAGGAAUAAUGCUAAGGCUUUAGCUUUGGCUGAGAAGCGUGGUAUUAAGCUGCCCGAAUCCGACCCAGCCGUCAAGGCCGAAAAGCUCCGCCUAAGAAGAGUCAAGGCCGCUAAAGCCGCAGCUGCCAAGAAACCCAAGAAGCCGGUAGCCAAGAAAACCGCACCCCCUCCCCCCAAGAAGGCGAAAGGCGUCAAGAAACCAACCCCAAAGAAGGUUUCCAAGCCUGUCGCUAAGUGAAGGAGUUAAUAAAUUUAUAUAUUGACACACAA
Molecule: messenger RNA, 1465 nt
Organism: Helicoverpa zea (corn earworm)
Lineage: Eukaryota; Metazoa; Arthropoda; Insecta; Lepidoptera; Noctuidae
Gene: RpL4
Product: 60S ribosomal protein L4
Exons: 10
Coding region: 153-1433 (426 amino acids)
Biological process (GO): translation
Cellular component (GO): ribosome; cytosolic large ribosomal subunit
Molecular function (GO): RNA binding; structural constituent of ribosome
Source: RefSeq, a predicted model, not a curated record